Molecule: messenger RNA, 1330 nt
Organism: Cricetulus griseus (Chinese hamster)
Lineage: Eukaryota; Metazoa; Chordata; Mammalia; Rodentia; Cricetidae
Source: RefSeq, a predicted model, not a curated record
AAACAGGGGACCUGAGCAACAGGCACCGUAUUUUCCUCAGUGUGUGGAGACGUUUGUCCAGGCUGGGACAGGAGAGACUUGGAGGCCCCUGCAAGAUUCAGCCCAGGGGCCUGAUCUUCCUGCACCUUCACAGAGAGGAGCAUGGCAAUGCUCCUGCAGCUGCUGCUGGGCCUCAGUCUGGGCUGUGUGGGAGUAGGUGGCUUUGUGGCUCAUGUGGAGAGCACCUGCCUGCUGGAUGAUAGUGGAACGCCAAAGGAUUUCACAUACUGUGUUGCCUUCAACAAAGAUCUGCUGGCCUGCUGGGAUCCAGAGUCAGGACAAAUAGUCCCCAUUGAAUUUGGGGUGCUGUAUAAUUUGGCUGUAUUCAUUUCAAAAAGCCUGAACACAAACGAGGCCCUGAUCCGGCGCUUGGGCAAAGGGCUUCAGGACUGUGCCAUGCACACCCAGCCCUUCUGGGAUGCACUGACCCACAGAACGAGACCGCCGUCUGUCCAAGUAGCCCGAACUGCUCCUAUUAACACGAAGGAGCCUGUGAUGUUGGCCUGCUAUGUCUGGGGCUUCUACCCGGCGGAUGUGACCGUCACGUGGAUGAAGAACGGGAAUCUUGUCAUACCACACAACAUCAAAGAGAGUACUGCCCAGACCAAUGGGGACUGGACAUACCAGACUGUCUCCUACCUAGCCUUGACCCCCUCUUAUGGGGACAUCUACACCUGUGUGGUACAGCACAGUGCGACCUCCGAGCCGGUCCGUCAGGACUGGACAAUCGGGCUGUCCCCCAUCCAGACGGUGAAGGUGUCUGUGUCUGCUGUCACCCUGGGUCUGGGCUUCAUCAUCUUCUGUUUUGGCUUUUUCAGUUGGCGGAAGGCUCGCCUCUCCAGCUACAUUCCUCUCCCUGGAUCUACUUACCCAGAAGGACGGCAUUAGAGGCAGAAUCCUACAGAGGAUGUCUCCGUGGCCCCUAACAUCUUCCGGACACCCCAGUUUCUUCUGUCAUAGUUUCCUCCGUUCCCCUUCCCCAUGUAAAUAUUAACAGCUUGGGUUGUUCAUAGUGAAGUCAUCAUCCCCGGCUGUUCUCUGAGGCAAACGGAUCUGAGGAAGAGUUCGAGGCCCUCUGGAAGAGGGGGUCCAAGAAGAGGGGACCCAAGGUCCUCAGGAAGAGGGGACCCAAGGCCCUCCGGAAGAGGGGGCCCAAGAAGAGGGGGCCCAAGAAGAGGGGGCCCAAGGCCCUCCGGAAGAGGGGGUUCAAGGCCUUCUCGAAGGCCCACCCCAUCACAGAGGGCAGUAUGUUGUAAGCAACCACGCCUAAGAAAUAAACUGGUAGAAUUAC